AGUACAGCUCCACACCAGAGAGUUUUCUCUCAGCUGAAGUAGUCAGACUGCUGACAUAAUAAAUCAAAUGUUUUCCAUCUGAGAGUUUGCCAACACUUUCUCAACUGUGUAUUUGUCAGUGGACUGAGCAAUAUGGAGGGUGUCCCUCUGAAGUCCACACAAGCUGCUGUCCAACAAGAAGUCAAAGACGACAUCACGGUGACUGUCCCCGAUUACCUCACCAUCCUGCGGGAGACAGAGUAUGAAUUCAAUCUGGAGAACUGGGUGAUAACUGGGUUGCAGAGUGGCUUCAUCAACCAACAGCGGCCUCAGCCCUCCUCUUCAUUAGGACUGCUGCCAUCUUGUCCACCGUACUGGAUGAUGUUCUGCAGCCCACAGCAGAGCCGCAUGGCCAGCCGCCACUGCUCUGACUACUGGGAACCCAACCCUCGACAGCGUUCUCACAGCCUCAAUCCCGCUGUCCUGCGCACCAAGUUGUCAUACUCUGACGAUGAAGGAGAGGGCACUUCACAGAAAACCAAGACAUGUGUGCCAGUGGGGGAGGAGCACCCUCCUGCUCCACAUCAGCAAAGUCAGAGGAAAGCGCAGAGAGCUUUUGUCCCUGACCUGCUGAACCCGCCAGCCUGUCUGAGUAGCCUCCCACACCAACGCAGGAAAAACCUGCGUCAAUGUUCCCUCUCUGUGCUCAACGUGUCCACGCAACGAGAUCCAAACACAGACAGCCAGUCCAAGAGCCCUUCAUUAAACAGAAGCUCUGACAGGAGAAGUCCCAACAUCAGAGCCAACACUGUCGACAGGCUCCCCACCAUCAACAACCACAACACAGCAUGUAAGAAGUCUCUCAGACCAGACUCCGGCACAAACAUCCCUAGUGUGGACUCAUCUGUAGAGCUCCUAUCAGCUCUGAGCCCAGAGGAGAGAGAGCUACUGGGGGCCGUCACUGCUCGGGGCUAUACCCUCCAUACUGCCAUUAUUGCCUUACAAAGGACAGGACAGCAGACCCCAGAUCAGAUCUUGAGCUACCUGGUGGCAUGUGACCACCUGUGUCAGCUUGGUUAUGACAUGGCUCAGGUCGAAGAGGCUCUGGAAAUGUUUCAAAAUUGUGAAACCAAGGCGGAGGAGUUCCUUCAGCUGCUGAAUCAGUUCAAUGAGAUGGGCUUCCAGCAGAACGCCAUUAAGGAGGUGCUGCUGGUCCACGAAAACCACAGAGAACGGGCCCUUGAGGAGCUCAUGAUGCGUAUGGGCUGACAGCACAUCAUCACAACACAAAAUAUACACACAAACACACACACUAUUUACCUUUAUCACUGAAUUACUGCAGACAAUCUGACUGCAACCGAAAGUGUGUUUUUACGACAGAAACAUUAGAUGUCCAGGAUGAAACCAUAUGAAAAUACACAUCGUUACAGCUGGAGGCAGAGAAUGGUGGCGUUUUGCCCAUGAUGAUGAUGAUAGCAAUGAUGUGACCAUAUUGCACAUCUUUAUUUAUGUGUUAAAUAAUAUUUUACUCAUUACUGACCUAAAAGUGCUCAUUACAUUCAUAUUUUGUUUGAAUACAAAAACAUUGGACCAAACUCAUGUUAUCUGUAUAGCUGAAGUGAUGUGAUUAGCUGUUGUAAAUGUGAACAGAUUCAUUAAAGCUGUGAUAUGAAUUCA
Messenger RNA from Acanthochromis polyacanthus (spiny chromis), 1656 nucleotides. It is a transcript of the gene ubap1lb, whose product is annotated as ubiquitin associated protein 1-like b. Gene Ontology annotation, cellular component: ESCRT I complex. The record is from RefSeq and is a predicted model, not a curated record. Bases 133 to 1248 code for a protein of 371 amino acids. Gene Ontology annotation, molecular function: ubiquitin binding. The transcript is spliced from 5 exons. NCBI's taxonomy places the organism in Eukaryota, Metazoa, Chordata, Actinopteri, Pomacentridae. Gene Ontology annotation, biological process: ubiquitin-dependent protein catabolic process via the multivesicular body sorting pathway.